AUGUCGAACUAUCAACAGGCAGAUUCAUCCGGCUAUUCGGCGAGCAAACAAAAAGCUGUCGAAGACGCGCAGAAGGCGCAGGCGUCCGUCGUCAAGCAAUGCGCUGUUGCCGGCAAGGAACCACCGCCAUACAUGCUUUCGGAGCUCAUCGGUAAGGGAAGCUUUGGCCGUGUCUACAAGGCAACUGGCCCGGCGUCAGGACAAGCUGUCGCCGUCAAAAUCAUCAGCAUUGAAGAAGGAGACACCCUGGAGCCCGUUGCGGCCGAUACGUUGAGUGACAUCCUCAAAGAGGUGAAGACCUUGAAGCUGUUGAGAAGUAGCGGUGCGAAAAACAUCAACGCUGUCAUCGACACUCUUCUUGUCGGGCAUUCGGUAUGGAUGGUCACUGAAUACUGCGCCGGUGGCAGUGUUGCAUCACUGAUGCGGCCAACUGGUGGGCUACCUGAGAAAUGGAUCGUCCCAAUUCUCCGUGAAGUAGCCGAGGCCAUCUAUUGGGUUCACAAGCAAGGCAUCAUUCACCGCGAUGUCAAAUGUGCCAAUGUUCUCGUCACCGAACUUGGAGGAGUCCAGCUUUGCGACUUCGGCGUGGCGGGCAUCAUCGAAACAAGGUUUGACAAGAGAAGAACAGUAACUGGAACGUUGCAAUGGAUGGCUCCUGAACUAUUCGACUCGACAGUGUCUUAUGGCAUGGAGGUUGAUAUUUGGGCUUUCGGCUCCAUGGCCUAUGAGGUUGCCUCUGGGUUACCACCAAACGCAACCACAAGAAUCGAUAUCCCACGCUUCGGCUCCUACUUGAAGCAACAUUGUCCUCGUUUAGAGGGUGAUCAAUAUUCACCCCAGCUCAAGAGUCUCGUUGCUUUCUGCCUGGUCGAAGAUCCGAAUCUGCGCCCUCCCAUCGAACAAGUACAGACACACCCGUACAUCUACAACACAAAUGGCGAAUAUCCGACUGCGUCACUUUGCAAGCUCGUGAGUGCCUACAAGGCUUGGGAGGCCCAAGGUGGCAGCAGACAGUCCUUGUUCUCAGCGGGCGGUGCUCAAGGAUCUCAAAACCACCCGUCCCCUAUUCCGAAUGAUGAGUGGGAUUUCAAUGACGAUAGCGAUUUCGAUCAGUCAGAACUCAACAAUCCAGCAGAUGCACAAGCCGUGUAUGAUGCCUAUGGUCUGAGCAUCGAUUUUCCUCAAGCGCGUCCACAGCAACCUAAUCGUCGUCGUCGUCUACCUCCAAAUAUGAAAGAGUUCAAAGCUCCCCUCGCGAAGCUUUUCGAUCCUCAUACCAUCUCCAAUUAUGGGGACAACACUCGUGCCGUUUAUACCAGAUCGGCGUCAUCCGACUUGACCAUUCGGGACGACUCAGAGCACUUGGAUGUUCGCGAAUCAUUGAUCGAUCUCGACAUCUCCUUUGCGGAUGGCGAGCCGGCGCGAAUCACAGGAGCCGACACGAUCAAAGCCAGACCGCGCUCAACUGACGCGACAGAUAUGAAUCGCCGUACCCAGGACUGGACCUUUCCCGCGUUUAUGCCCGCUUCUGCGAACCUGGAUAUGCCACACUCUGAGUCAAGAUUCGCAGACCUAGACACAAUCAAGGCGGCCCCCUCAAGUGGGCCAGGCAACUUGACGAGUCGCCGGACCCAAGAUUGGGUCUUCCCGGGCUUUGCGCCUCCCGCCGAGCUACAUAAGCCGCACUCCGAGCCAGAAGAUGAUGACACGCUCCAUGACCUUAAUCGGAUGUCCGCUCUAAGUCUCAUCGAUCUUGACGCGGGCAUAGCGCCCACAUUUAUGGAUCGCCCUUCUACUGCAGUCUCGGAUGCUACGUCGACUGGGUCAGGGAGUCUUCACACACCCUUUGACCUUGAGCCGCAAACAAAUGGACAAGAUUUCGUUCAUGGGGUCAGAGAACCAUCGAUCUACGUACCUAGAAGUGUUGGGUCCAUCCGAGAGCCAUCCAUCUAUGUGUCUGACGACAUGGACGUGUAUUCCAUACAAACAAGUCAACCGAGUGAGUGUAGUGCCAUGCUGAAUAUCCCUGAUGAAGACCCUAUCGCUUCAGCUGCGCCUGAGAAGGGGACGAACCCAGCCAGGCCACCCACACACCUUCCGCCCGCGCCACCUCCAGUAUCGCAAAACGUGAUGCAGGGAGUUGCCUCCCCGGACGAGGUCAAGAAUGAGCUACGUCGCAUGGUAUCCAGCUUCGCCGAUCAUCUCCAGGCCAUCAAUGAUGUUGUGGGGAGGAUCCUGGUCCGCCAACUAGGACAUCACGGUAGCAACGGAGACCGCCCCAGGGAGCCCUGA
This is a messenger RNA of Colletotrichum higginsianum IMI 349063, 2292 nucleotides long. Its product is annotated as Serine threonine-protein kinase nak1. The transcript has a single exon. Bases 1 to 2292 code for a protein of 763 amino acids. NCBI's taxonomy places the organism in Eukaryota, Fungi, Ascomycota, Sordariomycetes, Glomerellales, Glomerellaceae. Gene Ontology annotation, biological process: protein phosphorylation. Gene Ontology annotation, molecular function: ATP binding; protein kinase activity. The record is from RefSeq and is a predicted model, not a curated record.